This is a messenger RNA of Toxorhynchites rutilus septentrionalis, 2901 nucleotides long. RefSeq names its product protein yellow. Gene Ontology annotation, cellular component: extracellular region. Lineage: Eukaryota; Metazoa; Arthropoda; Insecta; Diptera; Culicidae. The coding region runs from base 873 to 2273 and encodes 466 amino acids. The transcript has 3 exons. The record is from RefSeq and is a predicted model, not a curated record.
CGCGAGCAGAUCGUUCGGCACUCGAUCUCUCUGUGCCGUUCGCAAUUCGAUCCUGCUCUGUAGGUUUUCGAGACGGAUGAUAUAAACCCACGAGAAUCCCGUGGUUGCGCGCACACAGGGGUUCAUCAAUGAUAUGGUUCGAGUACAUCACCACAGCGAUUCGUGCAAUUAAAUUGAAAACGUGACUUGUGUAUUGUUGUUCUAAACGGUGUUGAAUUGUGUUCAUUAAAAUAUUGGUGACGAAUUGUAGUGUAGUACAGUUACAUCUUGGCUUACGUGGUGAUUUAACGCAUACGCGUUCAACACUGGAAUUGUUAGAGCAUAUGGGAAUUUGGCUCGCGCUAAUAGUUCUUUUUCACGCCAUCGCAGCCCACUGUCAGCCAUCGGCAUCAACGGUCGCCCACGAGUGCCGUAUUCUAGAGACACGUUGGUCCGGUCCAAGUCUCAGCGAGUGUUAGUCUGUUCCAGUGCCUCUCAACGACAACAUCGCCAUCAGAGUCGUCGCAGCCGCCGUCGCCGCCGGUUCUGCCGAGAUUUUCAACGCCACCCCACCCAAGUAACCUCGUCGUCGUGCAUCUUCCAAUCACGGUGUGGGAAUUAACGAAGAAAAGUGUUCAUUACGUAAGAGCAAUUACUGUUACUUACAUCUGUGGUCUUGUGUGUUUGGAUUUCGAGUGUUUGCCUUCUCGCGGGUCAGAGCCACAUUGAGUGUGCAGUGAAUUGGUGUACAUAAUUGAACAAACACGAUAACCUAAUGUUUGUGGUGCUGGUUAUUUCCAUUUGAUGCGAACUUGGGCCACGUGAAUCAUACCCGCUGAACUUGGAAAGGCAGAAACAAAAACCGACACCCAGGAUUCAGGUUUGCCGAUAAUAUGGGUGCAACAGGAAUGAGUUCGGUUGUGCUGCUGGUGAUUACUGGAACGCUGCUAGGAUUAAGAUCCGUUUCUGGUAACGAUAACUUACGAGUGGCAUACCAAUGGAACCAGAUCGACUUCGAGUUCCCCAGCGAAGCAGAGCGCCAGGAAGCAAUCCGCACGGGAGUAUAUGUUCCCGAAAAUGUGAUACCGAUCGGGCUGGAAGUGUACAAGAAGCGUCUGUUUGUGACGCUGCCCCGUUGGAAGAGUGGAAUCCCGGCGUCGCUCGCUUAUAUCAACAUCAAUGAUACUACCACAAAAUCACCGAAACUGCGGCCCUAUCCAAGCUGGAACGCUCAUCGGCAAAUGAGUGCAGAGGAGGCACCGGAAAUCGUCUCCCCAUUCCGGAUACGAGCCGAUCGAUGCGGCCGGUUGUGGGUGCUGGACACAGGGGUGGCCGAUAUUCUUGGCAACACGAAGGUCCACUCUCCCACUUCCCUGCUGGUGUACGACCUGCACAAUGAUAACCUGCUCAGACGGUACAAAUUCCCCGUGGAUCACAUCAAGGAAAACUCUUUCUACGCGAACAUUGCUGUCGAAGACACGGAUUGUGAUGACACGUUCGCUUAUGCUGCAGAUCUGGGCUCGCCGGGUCUAGUGGUAUACUCCUGGAGACAGCAAGAAUCGUGGCGUUUCAAGCAUCAUUUCUUCUACCCCGAUCCGCUGGCCGGAAACUAUACCAUCACUGGGAUAUCCUUCCAGUGGGAUGAUGGUCUGUUUGGAAUAGCUCUGUCCCGGCCUCAGAACGAUAGCUACUCAACUCUGUAUUUCCACCCGUUGAGUUCGACGAACGAGUUUGCUGUUUCCACGAGGAUCCUUCGGAAUCAAUCGCUUGCCACAUCUAACGACAUAUACCGUGAGUUCAAAAUAUUGGGAUCCCGCGGCCCGAACGGCCAAGCUGGUGUCGCCUUUUUGGAUCAGAAAACUGGCGUUAUAUUUUAUGCCCUGCCGAACCUUAAUGCCGUAACUUGUUGGAAGACCUCCAACCGGGCUUACACCAUCAAAUCUCUCGGCCGGGUGUAUAUGAGCGCCACCGACAUGGUGUUCCCCAACGACGUGAAAGUAGACGAUGAAAGCAACCUGUGGGUGCUUUCGGAUCGAAUGCAUCAGUACAUGUAUUCCAGUCUGAACCCGAACGAUGUGAACUUCCGCAUUCUGACGGCGACCGUGAAGGAUGCUAUAGAAAAUACAGCCUGUGAUACGAAGAUCAAACCGCUACCGGAUAUCAUCACCAAUCUGGGUGACAUUUUGCGACCGUCGACAUCUACUGUGUCACCCAAAUCGAAAUCCGGAGCGCAAUUGGUGCUUAAAUCGAACAUACCUCUCAUGAUUGUUGCCGUGGUUAGGCUAUGGCUGUAAAUCGAGGCGAUGAUUUUUUUCCCAUGGUGGUGUUCAACACGUGUCUCUUUGCGACGCUAUACAAGAUGUCGUUUGGACUAAAAAUUCUCACUUCUCCAAUUUUUUACAGAUAAUCUCACAGUUGUAGCAAGGGAAAAACGCAGAUAAUGAGCACCACUUAAAAUGAUAACACAACACAGGAAAUCACUAGUAGAAACCAGUCAACUAAUAUUAAGUCUCAAGGUUCUUGUUAUGAUUAGGUUUAAGUUGAAAAUAGCUUUUGUAAAUUAUUCUCUUCGCUAGAAGUAUCAUCAUAGAAUCGUAAAUUAUAGUUUAGAGCCCCAAGAUUACCAAGAAACAAUAUUUCAAUCGGUAUUGUAUGUAAACAAUCACGUCCGUUUUUAAAUUUAAUAACCGACACAAACUAGGUAAGUAGUUUGUAGCAAACAAUUUGUGCUCUGAUUUGGGAAUGAUCGCAACUACUACAUAUGAAGUGCUGGAAUCAUAGAUGCACAAUUUUUGAAGAUCUAAAUAUACAAUCAUAAAAUGAAGCAUAAAAUGCUUCAUAUACUCGAACGUCCAUGUGUCAUAUCCUGCUUUGAUAGUCAUUGACAAAAGAAUUGAUAAAAUAUAAUUAUUGCUAGAAGUA